CAACAAAGGAAAAAAAGAAGUGGGAAUAAGAAUGUCAGAAAAUCUCAUCUAUGCUGACUUGAACUUGACUGAAUCAAGCAGGUCUAGGCUACAGAAGGACAUCAAUGUCCAAGGUGCAAAUAUGAAGGGGAGUUUCUUGUGUGGUAUUAAGAGGUCCAAUUUAAGAAAUUACUCCACAGCUGAAUGUUACUCGAUCUCCUGAUCCAGAUUCUACAUACGCAGAACUGAAUGUGCAAUCCCUAGACACAAGUGCUGUAGCUAGCUAUGCAUCAUCUGGUGAGUUUUCAGCUGUCUGCUAAAAUGAUAUGAAUUUAAACAAUGUGAAGAGAGGAGUCCAUUCCUUGUUUUCAAGAAAUGAAGUGAUAUAAGACCACAUGGGACCACAUGGAGACAGGAAUAUACACUUGACUGCUUUAUGUAGCCAAAUUCCCAGUGGUCAAACGGACAUCACAAACUUCAAAGACAGAAGAAGGGGUAAAAACUGUUGUUCCAGAACACAUAUUGGAAUAUUGAUUGCUGUGAUAAUCCUCCUACUGGUCUUAGGGGUGGGGCUGACACUCCUGUACCAUCCAACCACAAGCAGCCCACAGGACAGAGAAACAUUCUCCAUGACCUAUGAUAAGGCACAAGAUUGCCCCCAACAUUGGAAAAGAAAUGGGAAAAAAUGCUACUUCUUUUCUCAAACUACAGAAAGAAAAAACUGGAAAGCUUUCCAUGAUGAAUGUACUGGCAUGCACUCAGAACUGGUGACCAUUGACAACAAGAAAGAACUGGAUUACCUUAUUUCACAAUCCACAAGUCAUUACUACUUACUUGGUCUCCGGUACAAUGAAAGCAAGAAGAAGUGGGAGUGGAUUAACGGCAGAGAACACAGCAUGGACAUAUUUAAUAUAACAGGACCUGUAACAGGACCUCCUGACUACUUCUGCACUGUUGUUGGCUUUGGCAAAGUGUCAACUGCACCUUGCUAUGAAUCCUCAACAACAAAAAAUAUGUGUGAAAAAGGUGCAAGUAUUUCAGAAGAGGCAGAAGAGGAGCGACAAAAAACAGAUUCAAGUAGGAACCUUACUCCCAGUUUUGUGUAGGAACAGCAGAUGGAAUUUGUCUCAUUUUAUCUGCUUAAAUAUCUAAUCAAAGGAAUCUCUCACCCUUCUGUCUAGACACCUUGCCAAGCUUAGCACAUUUUUUGCUAAGAGAGGUGUCAAAGACUGGAUGGAUGAGCCUCUGGAAGAACCUUAAUUUUUACGCAUUAGGAACCUGGAUGACUUGCUAACAUCAGAUGCCUGACUUUUAGGGAACCACUGUUUGGUGAUGAGUCCUGCCUUGGUGAGAGGUGUGAUCACAUACAGAUCCUGUUUCUCAUAGACACAUGCAUACACACUUCUACAUCCACAGUCCUCCUUGUGUGCAAGGAGGCACUUUGAAGCAUUGCCAUGCACUGGCCUUCCCUGCAGCUGCAGGUAAAGUUUAAGACGUAUUUAUAUUUUGGAUCUUGUAGACAAGUGCAACCACACCCAUCCUUAUAUGUUAUAGACAAGAUUGACAGGAGAAAAAAAUGACCAGAAAACCCUAAGCAAGUACUUACCAGCACUGGAUACCAGAUCUCUGGGGGGCUAAAAUGUGAUUGCCUACAAAAAGUGAAAUGAUCCUACACCACAGACCUCUGCAUAAAAUCAUCAGCAGUCCUGUGUAGGUCAAGGAAAGAAAGUCAGAGUUAGACUUAACCCUGAUGGGAAAGUGCACAGGAUGAAGAGCAGUAGAGACAACCAAAAGUUGAAAAACAGAGUCACAAUAAUAGUUAGCUGGACAGAAAGUUGUUACUGAAAACAAAGGUACCUGUGAAGAAGCUGGUGAGAGACGUGAGAGUGGCCUGCAGAAAAUGACAUCACAGCAGAUUCUUCUGCUUUUCUCAGGAUAAUGGAGAAAUAUAUACAUGAAGGUUUUUCUGGCACUGACAUGUCAGAGCCAAUACAAGAAAGAGGAGGUACCAGUGGGGCAGAGACAUGACCAGCAAAUGGUGAAUGCUACCAGAGCUCUUCCAAUGUCUUUCAGUGGCUCUUGGGACUCUGGUGCUUUUGUGACUCUAAGGAUUGUCAUUUUUACCAUCUCCUUUGAGGCAGAAACACUCUUACUUCAAAUUGUGUCAAAGUCGAUUCAUGGCUCUCUCCAGCAUCUGCAGGAUGGAGAAAGAUAGAAAGAUUUGUGAAUUCUUCGAUGAAGUGCAGUGAUGGCAUGCUUACUCAUUGGAAGAAGAAG
Molecule: messenger RNA, 2256 nt
Organism: Cygnus olor (mute swan)
Lineage: Eukaryota; Metazoa; Chordata; Aves; Anseriformes; Anatidae
Product: C-type lectin domain family 5 member A-like
Exons: 9
Coding region: 375-1085 (236 amino acids)
Source: RefSeq, a predicted model, not a curated record